Oppiella nova is the source of this 990-nucleotide messenger RNA. The record is from the annotation of a GenBank genome assembly. NCBI's taxonomy places the organism in Eukaryota, Metazoa, Arthropoda, Arachnida, Sarcoptiformes, Oppiidae.
AUGGGCUAUUGUCUGAUAGCACACGUGCCGCCAAUCUAUGGCCUGUACUCAGCCUUCUUCCCGGCCCUCUUCUACACCCUAUUCGGCACAGGAUUUCACUCGGCUUUCGGUCCCUUCGCAAUAGUGUCCGGUGUUAUGACCGGCGAUAUCGUCACACAAGUGAUGACACAAUUAGGCAAAGAUGUCGAGCAAAACAACCAAAUCAAAGGAUAUAGUUUUGUGGGGCCGUUAGCCGCGUCUACCAGCGAUGACUUUCCCGGUUUGCUGACUAUAGACGUGGCCAUAAUGGUAGGCAUGAUAAUCGGGAUCUAUAUCUUCAUGUUUGGUGUCUUUCAAUUGGGUUUUAUAUCCAAUUUUAUGUCCGAAGAGCUGAUCAGUGGGUUCACCACAUCCGCGUCUGUCAUAGUGUUUGUGUCACAACUACCGUACCUCUUGGGUGUAGACUAUAAGCACUUCUCCGGACCAUUUAAUCUUUAUUAUACUCUCGAGGAAGUGUUCACAAGACUCGAAGAGAUUAAUUUCACGUCACUUACCAUAACAGGGAUUUGUUUAGCAAUACUACUGUUUUUUAAAUUAGUUGUCAAUCGGUUUACAACUCGGACUCGUAUUAAGACACCCUUUCCUAUUGAGUUAUUUGUGGUGAUUGGGGGUACGAUUGUGUCCCAUGUUAUGGAGCUUAGGAAAGAGCCCUAUAAUGUCAGGAUUGUCGGCCAAAUUGGUAACAAUUUUCCCACUCCGAUGUCUCCCAAUUGGAAACUGUUUCCGAUAAUGUGGGAGAAAUGUAUUGCCACUGCGAUCGUGGGCUACACUAUAACCUUAUCGGUGGGCAAAAUAUACGGCAAAAAACAUGGCUAUAAAGUGGACCCAAACCAAGAGAUGAUAGCCAUGGGCGCGGCAAACAUGAUAUCCUCGACCUUCCAGUGCAUCCCAUGCGCCGCAUCCCUACCCAGGAGUGCCCUCCAAGAGACGGCCGGCGGUAAGACCCAAGUG